Molecule: messenger RNA, 1999 nt
Organism: Tripterygium wilfordii
Lineage: Eukaryota; Viridiplantae; Streptophyta; Magnoliopsida; Celastrales; Celastraceae
Product: small ribosomal subunit biogenesis GTPase RsgA 1, mitochondrial
Exons: 5
Coding region: 200-1711 (503 amino acids)
Molecular function (GO): GTP binding; GTPase activity
Source: RefSeq, a predicted model, not a curated record
GCGUGGUGUCUGCGUGGCAGCGGACUUCAUUUUUCCGCACUAUCAAAAUCCCUCCCCACACUCGAACACAAGGAAAUAGCUGGAAAUGACGCCCAAAAAAUGGAUAAAACGCCCACGCCGUGCUCGUGUCUUCUCCCUUCUUUCACUGCUAAUCGUACUUCGUAACUAAAACAUAUUCAAUCUUUCUCACUCUCUCUUCAUGCCGAUCGCUUCAAUCUUCCUGCAUCGGACCACCAUCACCGGAAGCUUCCUCCACUACGUCUCCGCCUUCCGCCACCACCUCUCUGUUCCCGUAGCCAAACACUAUCAAAGCCCUAGCACUAACAGAGUCUCCAGGAAACCUCCACCGGACAAGAAUCUUCUCAAAGCCAAACAGGUACUCAAGAAAGAGUACUCGUCUCUCCAACCGGUCAUUUCUCCCCAAGAAGAGCCCGCUCUCUCGGAAUCCCAAGCCAUCGGCACCGUUGCUGCCGCCCAGGCCAACUUUAUGCGCGUCAUAGUCCAGUCGCUCCCCUCUGUCAAUCGUUCUUCGAGCUUUGAGAAGAAUCCAGAGCGUUCGGGAAGCUCCGAGGAGGACAGUUCAAGAGAUGGUGGUAAAAUUGGAGUGGAGUUGCUGUGCGUGGUUAGGGCGUUGCUGAAGAAGAUAAAGAGGAGGGUGCUGGUCGGGGACAAGGUGGUGGUGGGCUCCAUUGACUGGGUGGACCGGAGAGGGGCGAUCGAGAAUGUGUUUCAGAGGAGUUCGGAGAUUCUGGACCCUCCCGUGGCAAAUGUGGACCACUUACUCGUGUUUUUCUCCAUGGAGCAACCUAAGCUGGAGCCGUUCACCCUCACUAAGUUCUUGAUCGAGGCUGAGUCCUCGGGGAUUCCAUUUACCCUCGCUUUGAAUAAAUCUGAACUUGUUGAUGAAGAGACACGAAAAGUGUGGAAGUCUAGACUGCGUAGCUGGGGAUAUGAACCAGUGUUUUGCAGUGUACAAUCCGACUCUGGACUUAAUAUUCUUGCUUUUAUUUUGAGAGAUCAAACAACUGUCAUAGUGGGUCCAAGUGGAGUUGGGAAGUCAAGUCUGAUUAAUGUGCUGAGAAGCAACCACAGUCCUCGCGAUGCUACAGAAGAAGAUAAUUGGUUUGGCCAUAUUUUAGGAAGCAAGUGGUUUGAGGAUCAGCGUGUUGGGAAAGUUUCAGUUAGAAGUGGUAGAGGGAAGCAAACUACUCGAAAUGUUUCUUUACUCCCAUUAUCUGGAGGGGGUUAUCUGGCUGAUACACCUGGGUUUAAUCAGCCUAGUCUGAUGAAAGUAACAAAACAAUCUCUUGCACAAGCUUUUCCUGAGAUCCGGAAAAUGCUUAGUAAAAGGGAACCUGCCAAAUGUGCAUUCAAUGAUUGUUUGCAUCUAGGUGAACAAGGAUGCCUUGUGAAAGGUGAUUGGGAAAGAUAUCCGCUCUAUUUUCAACUUCUUGAUGAGAUCAGAAUCAGGGAGGAAUUCCAGUUGAGGAGAUAUGGAACCAAAAAAGAGGGUGAUGUAAGGUACAAGAUUGGAGAAUUGGGUGUCAAGCAAGCAGAGCCACGAUUGGAGCCUAAGAAGCACAGGAGACAGUCUCGCAAGAGGCUCAACCAAUCAAUACUAGACGAGUUAGAAGAUGAACUGGAUGAUGACGACAAUUUACUGGAUGAGGAGGAUCCCAUUUCAGGUUCGAUAAGGAAUGAGAACCAGUAGGAAGCUAACUGCCUUUUGAGUAGCACUGUAAAUAAUGAGUUUUCUUCAAUUCCACUCCACAAUGCCAUAACCGCAAACGAAAACGAAAACAGAGAAUGCCUUGUCACAGAAUGAGGAGGAUUACCUGUUCAUAAAAUGUGCGACUUCAAUUUGUUUUGUCAAGUCUUACGUUGCAAAUAUUACUGGUUUCUCUCAUGGCAGCCGAAUUCAGCCAACGUCGACCUACUAAAAGUAUUUACAAUGCUGAAUCUCCAAGAAUUUUUUUUAGCUAAAAUCAACAUCCAUUGC